AUGGAGGUGAGUUUGGAUCUAGCGUCUGAUGUCUUCUCGCACGUGCUCUCGCGCGCUCCGCCGGCAGAGGCCGGUCUGAUGGAGGCACUGGCAGUGCUGAUUGCCGAGGCCGCCGACGAGCCAUCGGUGCCUGCCGACUGGAUGGAUGCAUUUAGCGAGCUUCUCGCUGACGCCGGCGUCGACGAAGACACUGCGGUGGCCGCCGCGGCCGAGUUUGUGCUCCGCGCCGCGCAGGCGAGCGUGGCUGCCGCGUCCUGCGCGCGAGCCGAGAGCCAACCAGCCGCCUCGAUCGCCAUCGCCGACAGCAGCCAUCCGUACGCCCUCGCGUGCGUCGACUCUGUUUCGGGCAAGCCGCUCUCGCUUGGUGAGGUGAACGACCGGGUUGCCGAGGCCAGCGGCUCGUGCGCGGUUAGCCUCGAGGUGUUCAUGGAGGGCACUCGUGCGGUCGAUGCGCGCGAACGACGGCUGGCACUCCGCGAGCUCUGCCCCUGCCACGUCAAGAAGGACAUCGACGUGUUCUGGAAGCGCAUCAUGGCCAUGGUGAACGACCCCGAUCCGGACGUCCGCUACCAGGUUCUUCACAACCUCUGCGACGGCUCGCCGCUCCGCCUCGAAGCCGACGUCAUCGCCGCCAUCGAGAUCCUCCACAACGACGCCGACAAAAGGGUAGCCCGCGCAGCACGGCGUGUCCUUGUUGAGUACCGCAAGACCGGCGAUUGGAACGUCAUGUGAGGUGGUGUGGGGAUAAACGAUGGGAUCCCA
Molecule: messenger RNA, 762 nt
Organism: Thecamonas trahens ATCC 50062
Lineage: Eukaryota; Apusomonadida; Apusomonadidae
Exons: 1
Coding region: 1-732 (243 amino acids)
Source: RefSeq, a predicted model, not a curated record